GAAACGAGUGUACAUUUUAAAAAUGUGAUGACUUUUUUAAGUAAAUAUGUAUUUAAAUUUUUAUAAGAAAAUAAAAAAACAUUUGUUUUCUUGUUAAUUUGAAUUUUAAUAAAAUCAUAGAAAAACAUCAAGAAGCUAUUAAUAUAAAAAAUGGUAAAACAUAGAAAAUAUUCUAGCAAAGCAGAUCAUCGACAAUCAAAUUACGUUGAAAUUAAUAAAAUCAAAGACCAUCGAAAUAAAUCAAAUGUUCAAGGAAAAACAGAAAUGGUGAUGUUGCCCAACGCAGAAAGUGCAUUAAAAAUACUGUGCUCUGUGCGAUUAUGUGCAGCUAUUUGGUCUCAUAUAACAGAUUGUGAUGAAACGUUUAACUAUUGGGAACCACUGCACUUUCUAAUGUAUAACACUGGAUUACAAACUUGGGAAUACGAUCCGAAAUAUGCACUUAGGUCAUAUUUUUACCUUUUGAUCAAUGGAAUACCGGGAUGGAUAUACAAGAAUAUAUUUUCGGCUAGCCCCAUUCUGAUAUUUUAUUUCAUUAGGUGUAUGUUGGCGUUGACUUGUGCUGUCAGCGAGUUUUAUAUUUACAAGUCUAUAUGCAAAGAAUUUGGUGUUCACAUUGGUCGACUAUGGAUUUUAUUUCAAAUAUUUUGUCCUGGGAUGUUCAUAUCAAGCUCAGCUUUUUUGCCAAGUUCAUUUUCAAUGUAUUUUAUUAAUUUAGCACUUGCAGCAUGGUGGAAUCAAAAGUACAAUUUGUCCACAUUUUUUAUUGCCGUAUCUUCCUUACUUGGUUGGCCAUUUGUUGCAAUCUUAGGACUACCAAUUGCAUUUGAUAUCACUAUUAGGCAGAAGAAGACUCAAACGUUUGUUUUUUGGUCAUUAGUUUCAGCAGCUGUAAUUUUAAUACCUAUGACUGCAAUUGAUUCAUCAUAUUUUGGUAAAUUAGUGAUAUCACCAGUAAAUUUGGUUCUUUACAACGUAUUUACUUCACAUGGUCCUAAUCUAUAUGGUGUUGAGCCAACGUCUUUCUAUUUGAUAAAUGGUUUCCUCAACUAUAAUAUAAUUUGGUUAAUGUCUCUAUUGACUCCUGUAAUGCUUUUAGUCGGAUAUUUCUUUAUUCCAACAAAGUCCAAUGCAACUUUAAACAUACCAUAUUAUCUUAGUUUAGCCCCCUUUUAUAUGUGGCUCCUAAUAUUUUUUCUACAACCACACAAAGAAGAGAGGUUUCUUUUUCCUAUAUACCCUAUGAUAUCUCUUUGUGGUGCUAUAAGUGUUGACGUUGUACAAAAGCUAUUUAAUCGCAUAAACAUAAAAUAUAAAAGCACACCAAAUAACAGCUGUUACUUGAAUCAUACAACAUGUAUUGCAGUCAUUUUCGUUAUAGUAAGUUCUUUGUUAAGUAUUUCACGGAUUAUAUCGCUGCACAGAAAUUACCACGCUCCACUGGAUCUUGUUAGGGCAAUUGAUACCUUACCUAACAUUCAAGAAAACUUAAACAAUGGUAACUUAACUUACAACUUCUGUCUUGGCAAGGAUUGGUAUAGAUUUCCUACAAGCUUUUUCUUUCCUUCUGAUCAGUUUCGAGUCAGAUUUUUAAAAUCCGAGUUUAAGGGAAUAUUACCGGCCUACUAUGAAAACGACACCGCGUAUGAGCAUGAUUAUUUCAAUGACAAGAAUGAAGAAAACUUUUCCAUGUAUUUUGAAUACGAAAAAUGUGACUUUUUGUUAGACCUCAGUACCGGAAGACACACAAAGUUGGAGCCAAAUUACUCAGAUCGAUUAGAUGAAUGGAGUAUAGUUAAGUCUAUGGCUUUUGUUGACUCAACGAAACCAAAUAACAUUUUGCGAGCCUUUUAUGUACCUUUUGCUAGUGAUCAUUUUGUAAAAAUGGCAAAAUUCAAUUUGUUGAAACGAAAUAAGAAGAAUAUGUAGUUUAAUAAUUUUUAUUUGUACCUAUUUAAACAUAAAUACAUUUCACUAAAAAUAUGAAAACAUAUUUUUUCUUUUUUUUCACAUCAAAAAUAAACUGUUAAGUUAUUCUCAGAGUUGCCUAAGUUACCAACUGAAGUUAAAAUGUUA
This is a messenger RNA of Culicoides brevitarsis, 2076 nucleotides long. It is a transcript of the gene Alg9, whose product is annotated as alpha-1,2-mannosyltransferase ALG9. The record is from RefSeq and is a predicted model, not a curated record. Gene Ontology annotation, biological process: protein N-linked glycosylation. Gene Ontology annotation, molecular function: alpha-1,2-mannosyltransferase activity. NCBI's taxonomy places the organism in Eukaryota, Metazoa, Arthropoda, Insecta, Diptera, Ceratopogonidae. The transcript is spliced from 4 exons. Gene Ontology annotation, cellular component: endoplasmic reticulum membrane. The coding region runs from base 151 to 1929 and encodes 592 amino acids.